Messenger RNA from Hydractinia symbiolongicarpus, 1431 nucleotides. RefSeq lists its product as uncharacterized. The transcript has 3 exons. The record is from RefSeq and is a predicted model, not a curated record. Bases 286 to 1146 code for a protein of 286 amino acids. Lineage: Eukaryota; Metazoa; Cnidaria; Hydrozoa; Anthoathecata; Hydractiniidae.
AGAAAAAAACGAUAAGAAGCAAAUCCAUAUUUACGUAUAAAAGAACACCUGGUGUGAAUGUUUUGGAAAUAUAAGUAUAUUUCAAAAUGAUACGAUAAUUCUUGUAUGUCUUUAGAAUAAAAACAAAAGAAAAACAACCCGCCUUUUAAAAAAACUAAGAAGAUAAAAAUUUAUUUUGGAACUAUUUUUAAAACUAUUAAUAACUAAAUCUCCCCCUUUUUCGUCGGCAUUAAGUUUCGUAAAUAUAAAAUGAAAAAAAAAUAAAAGAAUCGCUCACCAAAAAAAAUGAAGCUUGUAGUAGCAUUGGUAACUUUACUUAUAAAUGUUGGACAUGGCAUGUACGUAAACUAUAGUCAACAUACUGUCCGAAUCUUAAAGCUAAAUUUGAGUAAUCAAAAUAUAUACAAUGACCUCGUUCUGAAAGAGAGAUUGGAAAACUUUACAGAGUUAAAGGAGCUUGAUUUGUCAGCUAAUCUAUUUACAGAAGUUCCCAUAGCAACAAUAACAGUUUUACCCAAGUUGAAAAGAAUAUUUCUGGAUAACAAUUUAAUAAGAAAACUUCCAUCUAUGGACAGAGUUACUAAGAAUUUAUCAAUAGUUUUGAGCAAUAACCUUCUCAGCUGUUCAUGUAGUAAUCUGGAACGUGUGACCAUUAAUUUGGGCACAAGAAUCCAAGUGUUUUGCAAGUAUCCAGUGUUCGUCAUGACUAUCAGUGUGAAUAACAAAAAAGACCUCAACUGUUGUGGAAGAAAACAAAUCACUGAAUUCAAUGUUUGUCUCAAGAAAAAUUUCACAUAUCACAUAUAUCCCUGUGAAUCUCUUACGUGGAAACAGUUUGGUACUUUAGAAUAUGAAUCAUGUCUUGCUUAUCCAAACAAAGAGAACGAAUAUAAGCUAAAAGAAAAAGGAAGAAGGAGAAUCUUCAUAACAAAAAUAUGUUUGGUAUCUUUUAUUGGUCUUGUGGUAGUUAUCUUUUCUGUAUACUGUGUUGUGAAGUUUCGGAAGCGCGGAAAUGGGGGAACAGAAAACCAAAGAGUUCCAUCUAUAUCAGGUGAUUGCAACGAAUCACAAAUUAAUACAGUUGAACAGUUUGCCAGAAGAAGAUGUUUCACGAUCGAUGAAGGUGAAGAUGAAGAUAUACCAUAAAUCACAAAGCUAGGUUGAACGGGCUUGGAAACAGAGUGUCAGUAAAGAACAAGAUAAUCGCUAUUAAAAUACCUCAAGAGGAAGACAUUUAUUUAAAAAACGUAACGACUGUACUCUCGAGCUACGUUUACCUGGAUAAUAUAACCUUGGUCUUGGUUGACCAGACAAAGUUUGGUUGAUAACGUGAGAUUAAUUUAGUAAAGAAUAUCCUAGUUUCCAGGUUAUCGUGCGCUAAGCCGUUAUCACGAGAAAAUUUGUCAUAAAGACAAAAGCCUUCUAAACGAG